Nerophis ophidion (straightnose pipefish) is the source of this 5005-nucleotide messenger RNA. RefSeq names its product N-acetylneuraminic acid phosphatase (gene nanp). The record is from RefSeq and is a predicted model, not a curated record. The coding region runs from base 72 to 800 and encodes 242 amino acids. Lineage: Eukaryota; Metazoa; Chordata; Actinopteri; Syngnathiformes; Syngnathidae. Gene Ontology annotation, molecular function: hydrolase activity. The transcript has 2 exons.
CAGUGCGUUCAUCUUGCCGCAGUUACUUCCGCAAUCAACAUCGAGUUUCCGUGUUCCCGACGUAACUCACAAUGGACGCCAGCGUCAUAAAGGCUAUAUUAUUUGACUUAGACAACACGCUCAUUGAAACAAGUCGGGCAGGUGAAUGUGCGAUACAAAAGACUCGAGAACUUUUGAAGCGCUCGCUGGUUGUCGACGAUGACAUCAUCACCAGUAUAUGUGACAUGUUCAAGCACAAACUCCAUCAUGAGAAGUUUGACCCUGCAGCUGGUAGAUCCAUCGAUGAGGUCCGAGUGGGUCACUGGGAGGAGAGCAUCAAGGAGACUGUGGACAGUUCACCAGCAGCCCUCCCAGCGCAGUGCUACCACAUGUGGAAAAAUAGUCGACUGGCGCUUCUUUCUUUCUCCCCGGAGCUGUGCAGUCUUCUCAAAAAACUGCGUAAGAGAUACAAGCUGCUGCUCUUGACCAAUGGGAAUUCUCAAACGCAAAGGGAGAAAGUUAAGGCGGUCGGUUGUGAAGGUUUUUUUGACGCAGUUGUGUUCGGGGGAGAUCACGCUGAGCAGAAACCCUUCCCCUCGAUCUUCAAACUAUGUUUUGACCUGCUUCAGGUGGAGGCCCAGGACUGUAUCAUGGUUGGAGACUCACUGGAUACGGACAUCCAGGGUGGGUUCAGCGCGCAAGUGCGUGCUACAGUUUGGAUUAACAGUACAGGAGAUGCAGUGCCUGUUGGUUCUGUGACACCAGACUACACUAUUCCUUCUGUGUUGGACAUGGAAAAUAUUCUGGCACAACUAAAUUAAGGACAACUGGUGUUCAACCAUGACCGAUGUUGACUAAUGUUUCCAUUACAUGUAGCUGAAAAUCUACCUUAUAAUGAUGCAACAAAAUGUAUCAGUAUUUUUGUUAAAUUUUAAAAGUAAUUUGAUUGCCAAACAUUAUCUUUAUCCAGAUCAAAAAUGUGCUACCUGUGAGUUCUACAUUGUCGCUAGGUCAUAAAAUAAAUGGUAAAUGGGUUAUACUUUAUAGCGCUUUUCUACCUGCAAGGUAUUCAAAGCGCUUUGACACUAUUUUCACAUUCACCCACUCACACACUGAUAAGAUAUGUCUUUCAAAGCCCUAACCACGACCCAUAAGGAGCAAGGGUGAAGUGUCUUGCUCAAGAACACAACGGACGUGACUAGGCUGGUACAAACUGGGAAUCAAACCACAAAGGUUGCUGGCACGGCCACUCUUCCACCGCCCCAUGCCGUUGGCAGAUGUUACUGUAAAGAUUCAAUCUAAAGUCUAUGUUACCUGGUUAGUGGUUGUUGGUUGUUUCCAUUAACACUGAUCAUGUGUUAUUGGCAUCAAAUUAAAUUGUAUCAUUUGAACACAAUAUAUAAUUUUUUAAAGCAACAAGCCUUCCAACAUUUUUGUUCCUGAUUUUGUAACUACUUUGUCGACAAAUUGCACAAAAAUACCAAUGUUUUAAGGCACACUUUUUCAAUAACAUUUAUUAGGAAUGUAACAAUAUGAACAUUUCAUAUAUCAAAUUUAUUGUGGCCAAAAUUAUAACAUCAUUACUAGCGUGGUAAUGUUCAAUGUGCUCAAAAAGUAUUUAUAUACACACUGAAAUCUUUAGAUUUUUUCUUUAAGUAACUAAAAUAAAUAUAUUCACUUUCAGAAAGCCCACUAUUGUUCAUGUUUUGUGUUUCUUAAAGGCCUACUGAAAUGAGAUUUUCUUAUUUAAACGGGGAUAGCAGGUCCAUUCUAUGUGUCAUACUUGAUCAUUUCGCGAUAUUGUCAUAUUUUUGCUGAAAGGCUUUAUUGGAGAACGUCGACGAUAAAGUUCGCCACUUUUGGUCGCUAAUAAAAAAGCCUUGCCUUUACCGGAAGUAGCAGACGAUGACGUCACCGGUGUGAGGGCUCCUCACAUCCUAUCAUUGUUUAUAAUGGGAGCCUCCAACAAAAAGCUAUUCGGACCGAGAAAACGACAAUUUCCCCAUUAAUUUGAGCGAGGUUGAAAGAUUCGUGGCUGAGGAUAUUGAUAGCGAAGUACUAGAAAAAUGAAAAAAUAAAAUAAAAAAAGGCGAUUGCAUCGGCAGGGAUUCAGAUUUUUUUAGACACAUUUACUUGGAUAAUUCUAUGAAAUCCCUUAUCUUUCUAUUGUGUUCCUGGUGUUUUAGUGAGAUUGAAUAAUACCUGAUAGUCGGAGGGGUGUGUCCAUGAGUGUGUUGACGCCAGUCUCUGAGGGAAGUCACGGCAGCUGCAUGGACGGCGCAAGCUCCGCAGAUCUCCGUUAAGAGGCGACUUUUUACCACAAUUUUCUCACCGAAACCUGCCGGUUGACAAGUGGUCGCGAUCCAUGUUCGCUUGACCGCUCUGAUCCAUAGUAAAGCUUCACCUCCGGGAAUUUUAAACAAGGAAACACCGUGUGUUUGUCUGGCUAAAGGCUAAAGCUUCCCACCUCCAUCUUUUACUUUGACUUCUCCAUUAUGAAUUGAACAAAUUGCAAAAGAAUCAGCAACACAGAUUUCCAGAAUACCGUGUAAUUGCGCGAUGAAAAUAGACGACUUUUAGCCUCAAGUGGUGCUGCGCUAAUAUGUCCCCUCCAACCCCAGACGUCACGCGCACGCAUCAUCAUACGGGUCAUCAUUCCGCUACGUUUUCAACAAAAAAACUCAGCGGGAAAUUUAAAAUUGUAAUUUAGAAAACUAAACCGGCCAUAUUGGCAUGUGUUUCAAUGUUAAUAUUUCAUCAUUGAUAUAUAAACUAUCAGACUGCAUGGUCGGUAGUAGUGGGUUUCAGUAGGCCUUUAAGCUUCACUGAUGAGUGUGCUGACGUCCUACUCUGUUCAGCAGUCUUUGAAGGCACAGGUAAAACCGGAUGUUGGCUAGCUUAGCUGUGCGCGGGAAUACUAAACUGCUGACCUUUGCCCAAAAUGUGCAGAAAUUGGAAAAAGUUGCAAGGCCAAAAGCAUAGUCCAUGGGAAUUGGUUGAUUUUGUAUAAAUUAGCGCUAACUCUCCACAGAUAUUGAUGCCUUGUUAGAAGUACUAUCAUCUUCCCAGCAACCUUUUAUUUAUCCAGUGUAAGACACUUAAAAAUAGGUUCUGAUUUGCAAUGAUGACCAAGCCAAGGGGCAGAAUUUACAUGUUAGAGAUGUUGACGUGUGAUGAUAAUCUCUUAUCGUCUUUCAUUUACCAAUAAAAAUGUGCACUCUCGAUCGCUCUCAACAGUUCACAAAUGCUCUCAAAGUGCGGGAAUCGGAUGUAUUGGAAGAUAAAUGUUUAAAAUGUACAAACACAUUUGAAGCAUGAAAUAAACAUGGAUGUUUGCAAUUUAUGGACGGCAGAGCACACAGUGGAUGAUAAGGAAGCCUUCGGUGUUGUCUCCUUCUGUAAAUCGAACUUAUUAUUACUAUCAUUAGUUAUAAUUCAUUAAAACAAUACAAUCAUUUGACAUUCGGUGCUGAGUAUGUGCAUUGUUGAGCCAGUGGUAAAAACGUAUAGUGACACUUCAAUAAUGUGUUUGUUUUACAAUUUCUUGUUGAUAUCAUGUGGUUUUUGAAGUUAAGGUUGGAUGGAAUACUUAAAACAUUGAUAACAAAUUCAUAAAAUCACAAGUUAAAUCAAUGUUAUUGAAAAAGCCUUGAACUAUCGCAACAUUUGCUACAACCUUCUGAAAAACAACCAUGAAAAAGCCUUCGAAAUUCUGGAGGGACUGAACAAGCUGUGGAUGACAAACAAAGUUGGCGGAGUAUAAUGUUGUCAACUAAAGUGCCACAGAAAUAACUUACUUUUACAGCAACUACAAUUAAUCGUGAUUAGUCGAAAUUCAAAUGUUGGAUUGAGCUGAAUUUUGUUAAAUGUAUUUUUACCAGUUACUUGACAAAUGUAUUAUGAAGUCCAUUCUAUAGUAGCUGAGAAAGGUCACAACAAUUGCAAAUGCCACAACAGCUUUCAGCUACAGAGACAAUUGCAAAUACAAAUGCCACAAAACAGCGACAUUAACCCACAACAUAACAACUUUAAGUCACAAUGGAAGUUAUAAGUUACAUGUCAUGACGCGGAGUUGAAACCAGGUUUCCUCUGCAGCUGGAGCUGCCGGCACCUCCGCUGGCAGCACAGCAUGCCCACACAGCAACAAGCCUGCAGACAAUCACUAAUCUGCGCACCUGGUCUUGAUGAGAGGGAGCGGCAUAAAGACCAGCGGACCCGGGGAACCUUUGCCAGAACAUCGCUUAUCUUCCUAGUAAACAUCACGUGUGGCAUUCCCUCCCCUGUGCUCUGCUCACCUUCUCUUUGCUCUCUCCGUGUCCCUGGAGUCUUCCACAGUGACUUCCCUGUCUUCCUUGAUCGUGUUUCGUCUCUCGACAUCCAUCCGUAUUCUCGACCCCCUACUCGAACUGCGCUGCCUCGCUCCUACCCUCGAUCCCUUGCCUGUGCACGAACUGCCUCCUUGCCUUCCCCUGAUUCGACAGAGGAUACAUCCAACAUUCAUAGACGUCAACUCCUGGUAACAUUUACACUAUUAAUCAUACACAGUCUACACCCAUUCACUUAGAGUAGCAUACACACGCCACAUAAUCAUCAAAGGUUUCAAUAAACCUUGUGAACCGCAGUUCUGCCUUGGUUGUCGCCUCCUUCCCUGUCUCUGAACACAUUACAGGUAGUAAUAUAGGUCUGAGGCAAACCUGACAUAGGCUCGCAGUGAAAUAAUUGUGUCACAAACAAAUACUUCAAAAAGUACACUAAUAAUGAUUCAUGACAGUCAGAAAGUAUCUUUGAUCACAAUAACUUACUUUCACUUACUUUUGUAACUGUGUUCAUUUAAUCAUUUUCGACUUUUCGCCUCAGCCACUUGGUCCAUCGGCGAAACUCUGUUGUGUGAAUCAUGAAUUGAUUAACGUGGACCCCAACUUAAACAAGUAGAAACAUUUUAUUUGGGUGUUACCAUUUAGAGAUCAAUUGUACGGAAUAUAUACUGUACUGUGCAAUCUACUAAUAAAAGUCUCAAUCAAGUGUC